UUCUUUCCUUCGUCUGAGAAAACCAAACCGCCGUGGAACAGUAGCCCCUUGCCCUUUGCCUUUGCCACAUUCUUCUCCAUUUCCGUUUCCGGUGGCCAGCGACCAAGGGCGAGCAUCACUAACCCUGCUUCCUUCCUCUUUUCUGUUUUUCUUCCCAUCGCUUGUCGAAAACCCAAUCGAGGGAGAUUGCAGUAGUGGGAGGGCGAUUACAGCGGCGAGAGGGCAACAUCUCCCUUCUUCUUCUCCUCCUCCUCCGUUCGGCCAGCCUCUACUCUUCUAUGGAAAGUUGCAAAUAAAUGCUUUGGUUCGAGUCUGGAAACGGCCCCUCCGCGAUGUGGGGCGUACAUUGUGACCUCAAACCCUACAGUGGCUGGAGCCUCGUGCACUGGAGAUAGGUUAUAUCCUUCAAAAUUCAAAUUCCUUUCAAGAGUCAAACCAAUCAAUCCCUUGUCAAUCAGUUGAUACCUCAACUUUUAAAGGCUUUAUUAUCUUGUCAGCCAUGGAUGAUGAAAUAUCUGGUUCAUAUCGACGCACAUCAAGCCGGACUCGGAAGGUUGCUGCAAAAAUGGUUGCUGCCCUUGCAAGCAGCGAUAAUAGAACACAGGCAGCCCUUGCUCGUCUUGAAGCUUUGGAAAGUGACAAUGUAGGACCGGAGGUGAUAGAGCUUAAUGAUGAUGAUGAUGCUUCUCUUGAUGAUGAUGAUUCAGUACAUGUACAAAAGAGGCAAUCGAAGAACAAUAAACGUAGAACCCGGCAAGCUAAAGCACUUGAGAAUGCAAAGAAGGCCCCCAGAACAUUCGUGGAACUCUUACAAGAGGCAAAUUUGGAAUCCUUGCCUCCACAAGUUCCUUCCUAUUUAAGAGCAGCAGUAGGACCCCCAAGCUCAACUUCUCGCCGGCAUUUCUGCACAGUUUGUGGAUUUUCAGCCAAUUAUUCAUGCGGAAGGUGUGGUGUGCGCUUUUGUUCAGGUCGUUGCCAGAAUAUACACAAUGAUACUCGUUGUCUGAAGUUUGUUGCCUGAUUGCUGGGUGACCCGGCCCACCAAAAUGCUCAAAAUACUCUUAAAAAGCUCAACUCUGUACAUGUUUCAUAUGAAUGGCAAAAAUCACUUGUAUGAAAAUCCUUGUCUUUAUUUUUUAUUUUACUUAUUUUUGUUAAUGGAGAAAGAAAAUCAAUUAAAGGAAAUAACUUAAUACA
Messenger RNA from Macadamia integrifolia, 1197 nucleotides. RefSeq names its product SWR1 complex subunit 6. Gene Ontology annotation, biological process: chromatin remodeling. Bases 500 to 1021 code for a protein of 173 amino acids. The record is from RefSeq and is a predicted model, not a curated record. The transcript has 7 exons. Gene Ontology annotation, cellular component: Swr1 complex. Gene Ontology annotation, molecular function: nucleosome binding. NCBI's taxonomy places the organism in Eukaryota, Viridiplantae, Streptophyta, Magnoliopsida, Proteales, Proteaceae.